Molecule: messenger RNA, 1637 nt
Organism: Oncorhynchus mykiss (rainbow trout)
Lineage: Eukaryota; Metazoa; Chordata; Actinopteri; Salmoniformes; Salmonidae
Gene: clec11a
Product: C-type lectin domain containing 11A
Biological process (GO): ossification
Molecular function (GO): growth factor activity
Source: RefSeq, a predicted model, not a curated record
AAGUUCCUCCAAUCAGAAGUAUAUACUGUCAAAGACAUGCAGACGGAGGAUACUGCAAAUCCCUUUUCAAGUUAUUCUCUCACAGCAACCUGAACAUUUCAGUUAAGCCACACACCCAGCCCUUUCAGUGUCUGGCUGUAGCCACAUCCUAGCAGACUUAGCUAGUUCAUAUCAAAGUCCUGGGGCCUGUGGAAUGUAAACUGAUUUGUGUGGCAUUUUAACUGGCGUUCCUCAUGUCUGCCAUGGCUUCAGCACAUACAUUGACUCUCAUUUCCCUGCCUCUGAUUUAUUUCCAUUGGCAAAGCCUCAAAGGUUAGCCCUAAUAAGACCAUUAAAAGUGGACUGUAGGAACAUGUGUGCCACCAAAGGUCCUUCUCUGUAAAAGUACCCUUAAUACAAAGCGUGGAAGUGGGAGGUGAUAGGAAAAACAAAGAGAUUUCCUGUUGUUGGGGUGGUGCGCUCAGGACAAGUCAGAACGACAGAGUGUGGAGGGAGUGAGAUUGAAAAAGAGAGGGCAGGACAGAGGGAUACUGAGAAAAAACAACAUUAUUACAGAGGAAAAUGGGAAUAGCAGCCAUCCUAGUCACUGUCUUGUGUAUGUGUUCACUCAGCUUGAGUGCUUCAGACGGCGACACCAAAGUUGGAGAUCCUGACGAUGCAACACCAACUGAGAUCCCAGAGACUCAGGGGAAACAGGCAAGAGGAGAUGUACCGGAGGAGCCAGAGCCAACCAGUCCUGUCUCAGAUUUUGACAACACAUACAACUAUAUUUUGUCCAGGCUGUCAGCGAUGGAUCAGGCCAUCCACAGGCUGAAUGUGGGCCACUAUACACUGGACGUGAAGGUGACCCAGCUGGUGGACAGAGUGUCCCAGUUGGACGGCACCAUUGGGGAGGUACAGGACACCAUGCAACAGAUAUCCCUCCUCACCAAGGAGAACCGCAAAGAGAUUGGCCGCUUGGAGGGAUGUCAGAAGGGCCGGCGGGUGGGGUAUAAGUGCUAUCUGAUCUACCGCACAUAUGAGACGUACCCAGGUGCAGCUCAGAAGUGCAUGGAGCGGGGCGGCAGGAUGGCUAUGCCUCAGGACAGGAAGGAACAGGAAGCCCUGGCAGACUACGUCAAGGCUUUCUUCCAGCCAGGGAACUGGCCUGUGUGGCUGGGCAUCAAUGACCUGCGCUCUGAGGGACUCUACCUGUUUGAGGACAACACACGAGUCACCUACUUCCAGUGGCGCAAGCACUUCCUCUCCAGCCAACCGGACGGAGGCAAGCGGGAGAACUGUGUGGCCAUGGCGUCAGAUGAUGGGGACUGGUGGGACAACUAUUGUGACAGGAACAUGUUUUACCUCUGUGAGUUUGAUGCCUGAUCCUUUUUCUUCCAAAGUAUCAGAAAUUUCAGAAAAACAAAUCCAGCCAAGCUUGACGACAACUUUGAGUGGAUAGACUAUCAUGGGUAGUCAUGAGUCUUAUAUAUUUCAUGUAAAAUAUUUUUUUAAAGCAAUAGGGGAUGAAGCUGAUCGACAAAGAAAAUGUUUACUAGCUGAUGGUGCUCUUGUUGAAUAAUAAUUCACAACACAUUUAACAUACUGUACACAAGUUAGACAGAUGGUGCUCAUAUUAAUCCACACUGAAAAAAGAA